This is a messenger RNA of Varanus komodoensis (Komodo dragon), 1460 nucleotides long. It is a transcript of the gene CA7, whose product is annotated as carbonic anhydrase 7. Gene Ontology annotation, biological process: regulation of intracellular pH. Gene Ontology annotation, cellular component: cytoplasm. Gene Ontology annotation, molecular function: zinc ion binding; carbonate dehydratase activity. Lineage: Eukaryota; Metazoa; Chordata; Lepidosauria; Squamata; Varanidae. The record is from RefSeq and is a predicted model, not a curated record.
AUGACAGGCCACAGCUGGGGCUAUGGGCAGAAAGCAGGACCUUCUGAGUGGUACAAAUCCUACCCUAUUGCCCAAGGAAGUUAUCAGUCCCCUGUUGACAUCAUCCCCACAAAAGCAAUUUAUGACCCCUGUCUGAAGCCCCUUAGCAUUUUAUAUGAGUCGUGUUCAUCCCUUGACAUCUCCAACAACGGGCACUCAGUCAUGGUAGACUUUAAGGAUGUUGAUGACAAAACAGCUGUCAGUGGGGGGCCACUGGAAGAUUCUUACAGGCUGAAGCAGUUCCAUUUCCAUUGGGGGGGCAAGCAAGAUUCUGGGUCAGAACAUACCAUUGAUGGCAAAUCUUUUCCUUGUGAGCUCCAUUUAGUUCACUGGAAUGCCAAGAAAUAUAUGUCAUUUGGAGAGGCCAUGGCAGCCCCAGAUGGCUUAGCAGUGGUUGGUGUUUUCUUAGAGAUUGGAGAAGAACAUGCUUAUAUGAACAGAUUGACAGAUGCCUUGUAUAUGGUCAAGUUUAAAGGAACCAAAACCCAGUUCAAGCACUUCAGUCCAAGUCGCCUUCUGCCCCCCUGCCUGGAUUAUUGGACGUAUCCUGGAUCCUUGACGACCCCUCCCCUUCAUGAGAGUGUGACAUGGAUGGUGCUCAAGGACCCUAUCAGAAUAUCUGAUAAACAGAUGGAGAAAUUCCGAACUCUCCUGUUUACUACAGAAGAAGACGAAAGGGUCCAGAUGGUGAACAACUUCCGUCCCCCUCAGCCUCUGAAGGGCAGGGUAGUACGUGCAUCGUUCAAGGCAUGAGGAGCAGAAGAGGUGGCAGUGAUGGCAAAAUGUGACAGAAACUUCAAAACAUUCGAACUGCUUCAAUAUCAGCAAACAGAAAACUUUUGACAGAUAAUCAACAUUCUUCAGCUUUAAAAAGCCAGAUCAAGAGACAGUGGGAACAGCCGAGGGGAACUGACAUGCAAGCAUGGAGGAAAGAAAAUAGCCUGUAGACUGCUCAUGCUCAUCUGGGCUUCUUUGAGAAAGAUGCUCAGAAUCUCGGCAUUCUUUCUUUUCUUUGCAGAAGCAAAUCCAUCCACAUCGUGUCUCCCUACUGACAAGCAGUGGCUAGAAUAUAUUUGAACAGGCAGACAGUCAUCAUGAUGGUCUCCUAGGGAGAGUCCAAAAAGACAGGCAGCUGUGCUGAUCCAGAUCAACGAAACAGUUCUAGGAUUUCUCCUCUGGUAGUACCAUGUUCUUUGUAAAGCUCGUGAGUCGUAAUUGCCCAUUCAAGACCAAGCCAUCCUCAGUAAUUUGCACUGCAACAAGAAGCAACAUAGUGUUGCUGGGAGAAUUCAUUUCCCCUCAGCUACUCUGAGAAUUGCAGCUAUGCUCAGAAGGAACUAGCAAGCCCAGCAGAGUGACAAAUGACUUCAGCAUCCUUGCUGAAGAAAAAGGGCCACUCUUGUGCCCUUGAAAGACCUGUC